AUGGCUGAGCGUAAUCUUGCAGGUGGGCCUCCUAAUGAGGGACAUGAAGAGCAAGACCCCUUUGGGAAUCCUUCCAAUGAUGCUUCAGAUAUGCUUCAAAUUCCAUUGGAGAUUGGAAGUGGCCUUCCUGAACUCAUGAACACAAAUACCAGGGGCUCAGGCACAAUAGAUACAACAAACCAACAGGUUCCCCAAGGUUACUUUGUGAAUAUCCAAUAUGGGGCCAUGAUAGGCAUGGGAGGUGGACCAGUGAUUGGGAAUCCUGCUGGUCUGCAAAACUCUGUCUCUACUACAGUGAUGGCUGGUGUUCCAAAUCAGAGUGGUAGUGCUAUACCAAUGGGUGGUCACCCUCAUAUGGAGCAAUGGCCUGGAAAUGAGAGACAACCUGAGGUCCCUGGUAAUGAUAAUGCCAUCCACUAUCAACCCCAGGUUCAAAUUGCCAUGCAAGGCAUGAGGCCACCAGGGCCCAUGGGUGUGACAGGUCCUGGUGGCCCAACUGUUGCUGCUGGUAAUCCCAGUGUAUCAGGGAACAACAUACCUGUUCUUCAGCAGCUUUUAAAGACUCUGAAGAAUCCAUCAACUCCUCAGCAACAGGAUGAGGUCCUGAGGCUCCUCAGAUCUAAUCCUCAGUUACCCAAAGCCUUGGACGAACCAUUCCAGCAACAGUGCAUGAAGGACAAACAAGUCGAGGAUAUCCCACUCCAGUUCCAAUGCGUGAUCUGCAUGAACAAGGAAGUUUCUGUGGUCUUCCUCCCUUGCCGGCACAUGGUGAUCUGUGACAGGGUCUUCGAGGUCUAUUUUCGCAUGAAAUCUUCAUGGCGAACUGGGAUGGAUUCACACUUGGACAGGGUGGCCACUAUCUUUUAUUUCCAGGCAUUGCUGUGGGUGAUAAUGAGAGACAUCAACAUGACGGAAGAGCGGGUGUUCACAAUGGGCCCGUGA
Messenger RNA from Darwinula stevensoni, 942 nucleotides. The record is from the annotation of a GenBank genome assembly. Lineage: Eukaryota; Metazoa; Arthropoda; Ostracoda; Podocopida; Darwinulidae.